Miscanthus lutarioriparius is the source of this 684-nucleotide messenger RNA. NCBI's taxonomy places the organism in Eukaryota, Viridiplantae, Streptophyta, Magnoliopsida, Poales, Poaceae. The record is from the annotation of a GenBank genome assembly.
AUGGAGGUCAUCUUGACUGCGAUUCUGGGUGAAGUUGCGAGCAGAUCUUUUUCAUUCUUGAUUGACAAAUACAUGGCAGAAGAAUCAAUAGAAAGUGUGGAUGAGAUGCUCCAGAGUCUGCAACUGCUGUUACUUCGUGUCCGCGUCAUCCUGGAGGAGGCGGACGGGCGAAGUAUCACAAGCCAAGCCAUGCUGCAGCAACUGAACAUCCUGAGGAAGGAGAUGCACAGGGACUACUACGUCCUGGUCAGUUUCAGAGGAAACCAAGCCAGAGAAGACGAGGCCAAAGGUCACAACAACAUGAGCCACUAUUUUACCCUCUCCAAAUUCAGUCCUGCCAAGCGCCUUUCUCUCUCUAGUGUAGGUGGUACAUGCACACCAUGCGUGAAAGAAGAUCAGCAAGUGUCCAAAAACUUGGGCACUAUCAUCUUACACACGAGUGAGUUUCUCGCAUUUCUGAAGAACUAUCCUCCGCGGUACCGCCAACCUUACUUUAUGCAUCUGAUGAUUGGCCUGAGCAUGUUUGGCCGUGAAAUGGAAAUGGAGAGGGUCAUCAAUUUAUUGAUGCAAAACGAGCUUUGUACCGAACAAAGUAUAGGGGUUCUACCAAUUAUUGGUCCAGCAGCUGUUGGGAAGAGCACUCUAGUUGCACAUGUGUACAAUAGCGAGAAAGUGCGUCAAUAA